Messenger RNA from Chilo suppressalis (striped riceborer), 1909 nucleotides. NCBI's taxonomy places the organism in Eukaryota, Metazoa, Arthropoda, Insecta, Lepidoptera, Crambidae. The record is from the annotation of a GenBank genome assembly.
GAACGUCAAUGUAAUUAGUGGCAAAUACCCACAACCAGAUUUCCUCCAUCUUAACAAUUAAAUUCCUUCGUCGGUCAUUUGACAAUAAGUGGCCAGUCAGUCAUCAUUAUCAUUACGUACCAUGAAUGCUGUGAGCUGACUUGUGACAUUUUUAAUUAAGUGUUCGCUAUGUUUAGUUCUAGUUACUGUUUAUAUGUUGCCUUAGUGGUUUUGUGUUCAACUAGUGUUAUAGCGAAAGAAAAAUGUUACCACUGUAUUCCUGCGGAGGAGUGCCCAACUUACAAAGAUCUGCUCCAAGAAGAAAAGAGCAAAUGGCGGGAGCGGUUCCUUUGCCCGGAUGGAACCAAAAAAUCCACUCAUCUUGGAUUUUCUACUACCGCUAAAGGAGAUCUAGUAUGCUGUCCAGAAAAUGUAUGGGGAGUGGACAGUGCCAGUCAAGAAAAUAACUAUGACCGAAAUCCACCCACCUCACACACAAAUCCAGACUUGACCAGAAGAGAUGGAUUUCAAUAUUAUCAGCCGAGCCAAAAUUACUACAAUCCCCAAAUAGGAUCGGGGAGCAAUAAUUGGAAUUACCCUAAUAGUGGUCGUGGUAAUAAUUAUGACAAUGACAGAUUUGAUGGGAACGGUGGAUUCGAUGGACCUUACUGGCGUAAACAAACUGCUGAACAGAACCCGUAUUUCCUCCCUGCCAACGCGAAUGGUAAUACUUUUAAAGGAUCAACCUCGGGAGAACAGUGCCCUAUAACGAGCUUUCCCCCGGACCCUGCAUCUGGCUGCUGUGGACAGGAGGCUUCCCAGAAUGAUGAGAUUAACUCUCCACCCGAUAGUCGGUAUGGCCCCAACUCCGGUAAUAUGAACAAUUGGAUGCCUAAAAUGAAUUUUCCGAUGCCUGGAUGGCCUUCUUGGAUGUCUCAGCCGGGUUACACGAGAAAGAAACGAGAGCAAAACGUCACCGUCACCAUUGAUAACCGCAUAGCAGGAGGCAAAGAAACAGACCUGCAGCAAUUCCCGUGGACUGUACUUAUGAAGACAACCUUCGUGUAUGCUACCAGGGAAUCGGCGUUCUCCUGCGGUGGUUCCCUUGUCAGCUCACGAUACGUACUCACUGCUGGACAUUGUGUUUUCGAUGCCAAAGGAAGAGUUAAGGGAAUUGAAGUAACACUUUCCGAGUACGACAAGAGGACGUUUCCAAAAGACUGCAAGACUCUACUAGGUCGUGGUGAGGUGUGCGUCGAGAAUAGCGUGAUGCAGGCAGAAAACUACGUCCUUCAUCCAGACUAUGAUGACGACAGGCUAUUUAACGACAUAGCUGUUGUAAGGCUUCAGGGAGUCGCCCCGUACACAAGAUACAUCCGGCCGAUAUGCUUGCCACCAUUCGACAUUGACGACCCGCAGUUCUCCAACCUGCAGCUCGCCAUCGCUGGCUGGGGUCGGAACGGCCGGUACAAAUCCAACACUAAACAAUCAACGGUCGUCAACUUAAUACCCCAAGGACAAUGCAGGGACUCCUAUCCUAAUUUGAAUAGGAACCAAAUGUGCGCCGCCGGCUACACUGGCGAAGAUACUUGCAAAGGGGACUCUGGAGGGCCGCUAAUGAUGCAGUACAACGGGAAGUACUACCUGUCUGGCGUGGUCAGCGGGAAGAGAGCGGAUGCCCCAUGCGGCACUUCCGUACCGUCCUUAUACACGAAUGUGUACAAGUACUUACAAUGGAUACGAAGUGUUAUUAGAAACUAACUGUAAUAAUUUAAAUAUAUGAUGACUGUGUUUCAAGAUGAUAACUUUACUAACAAUUGACAAUUAUUAGAAUUUGUAAAUAAUAGCUAUAUGAUUUCAAGUUAUAAAUAAAUUACAUGCAUCUUAUAUACUGCUAAACCCCUUUCAUAAACAACAAGCUUUAUACCGC